Molecule: messenger RNA, 3010 nt
Organism: Paramormyrops kingsleyae
Lineage: Eukaryota; Metazoa; Chordata; Actinopteri; Osteoglossiformes; Mormyridae
Product: retinaldehyde dehydrogenase 3-like
Molecular function (GO): oxidoreductase activity, acting on the aldehyde or oxo group of donors, NAD or NADP as acceptor
Source: RefSeq, a predicted model, not a curated record
UGAGCAGAUCUCAUCCGAAGGGAGGAACUAAAAUUUCCUAUAAAGCCUGUCACAUAUUUUGCAAACAGUCUAGACAAUAGCACGCUGACCAGGCUCAGUCCACAACACUGGCACCGAAUAUCCUUUGUGAUCAUGGCUCAGAACGGAAUUAUAGAAAACGGGCAGCCAAAGGGGGAAACUCCCGCACUUCCAAAACCAGUGAAAAUUACUGAGGUGAAAUACAGCAAGAUUUUCAUCAAUAAUGAGUGGCACUCUUCUGUAAGCGGGAAGACGUUUCCAAUUUACAAUCCAGCGACAGGUGCGAAAAUCUGCGAAGUAGAGGAAGCCGAUAAGCUGGAUGUAGACAAGGCGGUGCUGGCGGCGAAGGCAGCAGGUGACAGGGGCUCUGCCUGGAGGCAGAUGGACGUGUCCGGCCGCGGCCGGCUGCUGAACAAGCUGGCAGACCUGAUGGAGAGGGACCGGGCUCUUCUCGCGACCAUGGAGACCAUGGACACUGGGAAACCUUUCCUGCAUUCCUUCCUCAUCGAUCUCGAUGGCAGCAUCAAAACUCUGAGAUACUAUGCCGGCUGGGCGGACAAGAUUCACGGCAAAACGAUGCCGGUCGAUGACAAUUUCAUGUGUUUCACCAAACAUGAGCCCGUCGGCGUGUGUGGAGCGAUCAUCCCGUGGAACUUCCCCCUCCUGAUGUUUGUGUGGAAGGUGGGACCAGCACUGUGCUGUGGUAACACUGUGGUCAUCAAACCAGCCGAGCAGACGCCGCUCACUGCCCUCCACAUGGGGGCGCUGAUAAAGGAGUCUGGCUUCCCUCCUGGGGUGGUCAACAUCCUGCCAGGCUACGGGCCGACGGCAGGGGCAGCGAUAUCCAGCCACAUGGAGGUGGACAAGGUGGCUUUUACCGGCUCUACAGAGGUUGGGAAAUUAAUCAAAGAGGCAGCGGCUAGGAGUAACCUGAAGAGAGUGACCCUGGAGCUGGGCGGGAAGAACCCCACCAUCGUAUUUGCCGACGCGGAUUUGCGGCUGGCUGUGGAGGAGGUGCAGAGGGGCGCCUUCUUCAACCAGGGCCAGUGCUGCACUGCGGCCUCCCGCGUCUUCGUGCAGGAGCAGAUGUACGAGGAGUUCGUGCGGCUCAGCGUGGAGAGCGCCGAGCGGGUGGUGGCCGGGGACCCCAUGGACCCACGGACGGCACACGGGCCACAGAUUGACCAGAAGCAGUUUGACAAGAUCAUGGAUCUGAUCAGGAGCGGCGAGCGAGAGGGCGCCACACUGGAAUAUGGAGGCCGUCCCAUGGAUCGUAAAGGCCUCUUCAUUCAGCCCACCAUCUUCUCAGGGGUCAAAGACCACAUGCGCAUUGCUAAAGAAGAGAUCUUUGGCCCGGUGCAGUGCAUAUUCUCAUUCAAAAGCCAGGAAGAGGCGAUAGAGAGAGCGAAUGGGACGCCGUAUGGUCUGGCUGCUGCCGUGUUCACGCGCGACGUGGACCGGGCACUGAGCGUCUCUGCCGCUCUGCAGGCUGGCACCGUCUGGGUGAACUGCUACAAUGCCCUUCAUGCCCAGACCCCCUUCGGUGGCUACAAAAUGUCAGGAAAUGGAAGAGAGCUUGGUGAAUAUGCCCUGGCAGAGUACUCUGAAGUGAAAACUGUCACUAUCAAGGUGGCAAAACAGGACUGAGCAAGUCGGCGUGAAAAGCUGACAGGCCUGUGACCAUGUGGGCACUUAGGAAGAGCGUGGUACUCACUGAGCGGUCUGCGCAACCUCACCUUCACCCCUUGUCACCUUCCUGCCUCCCUGCCUUUGCCUCUCCUCACCUCCUUACGUGCACCCCUCCAGGUCUCCUCACCUUUACCCCUCGUCACCUCCUCACCUUCACCCCUCCUCGCCUCACUGUUUCCUCCCCUCCUCACCGAUGCCUCUCCUCACCUCCUUACCUUCAUCCCUCCUGUGUGCCUCUGCCUCUCCUCGCCUUUUGCCUCUGUUUCCCCUGACCUCUUUGCCUCCACCCCUCUUCACCUCUAUCUGUCAGCUCUUGCUCAGGGACUCUUAUGAGUGUGAGCCUGGUUCCGGAGCAAUGUUGGGCAGACGAUGGGAGUUUGCUGCUGUACAAAGAAAUGACUACAGCAGCAGUUAAAAUGAACUUUUUAAGUCUGUACAGAUUUAUCAACUUACAAAACAAUGCCGGUGAUUUUAUUAAUAUAGAUCUUACGCAUGCUGAGGCCAAGAUUCAUACUCUUGUUCUUGUUUGAUCGAUGCUGAUCGAUAAGCAGACAUCAAUUAGUUUUUCCUUGUAUUUCAGAGAUACUGCACAACCCAUAUCUGUAGAGGUAGCCUUCGUCCUGUAGUCAGAAUAAUCACUGUUUGGAUAUAAGGUAAAUUAUAUACAUAUACAAUGUAAAAUAUAGCCAGUGUAAAACCAUAUAAUUGUGUUGUUUCAAUAUACUAUGUGUCAUGCAUCUAAAUUGACCAUAAACUUGGAAGUGCAGUUAUGAAAUCAGCAUUCUGUGCAAAGUAAGUUUUUGUUUUGUCUUUUUUUGUCAAGCGUUACAUUUUUCACACCAUAAAAAAGUUUAAAGAGUGCAUUUUAUUUAAUAACAUUAAAUAGAUUUUAAUAUGUUGAAAGAGCUGUCACAAUGAUGAAAUAUGUAAUAUUUCAGAUGGUUUAUAACCUUCUAGUUUUACCUUCAAAAGGCUUAUCUGGUUUCUGUAGGUUUUCUUUUUAAAGUGAGGCUUCUUUUUAAUAUCAGUUGUUUUGGAUAAAAAAUUGUACAUCUUACAAAUAUUUUUUUAAUUUAAUUUCUUAUGCUUUUGUAGAUCAUAUAAAAUAGUUCACAAGAAGGGUUUGAGUAAUUUAAAAGGUUGAUUUAUAUUGUAAAUCGUAACUAAAUAUAGGAUACUCAUGUGAAUAAUGUUAACCAAAUUGUCCAAUGACUUAACUGAUUACUCAAUAAAGCUAGUAAUUGAUAUUUUGUAUCAAUAUUUAAAUAUGAAUUAAUAAAGGUUACAAAACAAUAGUCAGUCA